Molecule: messenger RNA, 2357 nt
Organism: Diorhabda carinulata
Lineage: Eukaryota; Metazoa; Arthropoda; Insecta; Coleoptera; Chrysomelidae
Gene: ari-2
Product: potential E3 ubiquitin-protein ligase ariadne-2
Exons: 5
Coding region: 211-1659 (482 amino acids)
Biological process (GO): protein polyubiquitination; positive regulation of proteasomal ubiquitin-dependent protein catabolic process; ubiquitin-dependent protein catabolic process
Cellular component (GO): ubiquitin ligase complex; cytoplasm
Molecular function (GO): zinc ion binding; ubiquitin protein ligase activity; ubiquitin conjugating enzyme binding
Source: RefSeq, a predicted model, not a curated record
AGCACAAUAUACCACUAGAGAAAAUGCCUAACUUAAUCAAAAUAAAGAAAAACGCAGAAGAAGACUAAUGGAGUUUAACUUUUGACACUGGUAAACAGGUGAUUAGUUUUAGAUAAGUUUUGCUGUGGUGGUUAGUAUUGACGGUGAGAUCAAUAAAAAAAUGUUUUCAGUUGUGAAAAUGUUCGUUAUAACUUUAUAAGUUUUUAAAAGAUGGAGGAAACAAUGACUACUUCCCAGGGUGGCGAAUCUGAUAUGGAUUGUUCAGAUAAUGAAUUUUAUGAUGAUUAUUAUAAUACCAAUGACGAUAUUGAUAUAGAACAAGUUGACCCGAGAAAAAUUGAUCCUGAAUAUUUUGAAUUUAGCUGUCUCUUGGAAGAACAGGUGGAUAGACUUCUCAAUGAAACGGUUGAGACCUUAAGUAACAAUUUACAAAUAUCGCCUUCACUUGCAAAAGUUUUGUUACAUAACAAUCAAUGGAAUAUUAUUGAGGUAACUAAAAUAUUCAAUGAAAACCCUACACAAACAUUAAUUGCAGCUAGAAUUGAACCUCCCACAUCACCAAAUAGUAUACUUUUAACUAGAUAUGUCAAUUGCCCAGUUUGUGUAACAGUUCAACCCUUGGACAAAUUCUACAGUUUAUCUUGUGCACAUAUGUUUUGUAAAGAUUGUUGGAUCAUGCAUUUUGAAGUACAAAUCAAUCAAGGCAUUUCCACAGGAAUAGCAUGUAUGGCUAGAGAUUGUGUGGUAUUAGCCCCAGAAGAUUUUGUGUUAAAGCACCUACACCUACCAAGUAUGAGAGAAAAAUAUCAACAGUUCUCAUUCCAAGAUUAUGUAAAAUCACAUCCUCAGUUGAGAUUUUGUCCAGGUCCCAAUUGUUCCAUUGUAGUACACAGUAAAGAAGUCAAAGCUAAAAGGGCAAAUUGCAAUAAAUGUAAAACAAUAUUUUGUUUCAAAUGUGGAUGUGACUACCAUGCACCCACGGACUGUCUAGUGAUCAAGAAAUGGCUGACCAAAUGUGCCGAUGAUAGUGAGACUGCUAACUAUAUAAGUGCACAUACUAAAGACUGUCCUAAGUGCCACAUCUGUAUAGAGAAAAAUGGGGGCUGCAAUCACAUGCAGUGCUAUAAUUGUAAACAUGAUUUUUGUUGGAUGUGUUUGGGAGAUUGGAAGUCACAUGGGUCUGAAUAUUAUGAAUGUUCCAGGUAUAGAGAAAAUCCUAAUAUAGCUCAUGAAUCUGUGCAUGCACAGGCAAGAGAAGCAUUAAAAAAAUAUUUACAUUAUUAUGAAAGGUGGGAAAAUCAUUCUAAAUCACUAAAACUAGAAGAACAGACUCUAGAAAAAAUGAGAUCACGUAUAAAUCAAAAAGUAAUGUCGGGGCUGGGCACAUGGAUUGACUGGCAAUACUUGUUCACUGCAGCCAAUCUUUUAGCUAAGUGCCGAUAUACUUUGCAGUACACGUAUCCAUAUGCAUAUUAUAUGGACACCGGAUCGCGUAAGGAACUCUUUGAAUAUCAACAAGCCCAACUGGAAGCAGAAAUAGAAAAUCUAUCAUGGAAAAUCGAAAGAGCAGAAACAACAGAUCGAGGAGAUCUGGAAAACCAAAUGGAUAUUGCUGAAAAACGACGUACUACCCUUUUAAAAGACUUUUUAGAUGUGUGAUAUUUAUCAUAGGUGUAUCUAACUUAUUUAUUUUCAAUAUCCGCAGUGCUGCCAAUGUUAACACAGCUCAUAAUCUCAAAAAUUAGACUGUGAUGAAAACACCAGCUAAAUUAUAAUUAUUUAAUUAUAGCUUUCUGAAAUUGAGUGAUAGGGUAUGUCUAAAAUUUACUAUUUCAUUUAAAAACUUUGAAACAUUUGAAUUGAAUGUGAAUUUAUAGUUCAACUCAUAGUGACUGGUUUUCUUGUUAUAUUACUCGAUGCAUAAAAAAGUCAUAUUGAAUAUUAAUUUUAUUGUAUGGAUAUAAAAGAUAGGUUUUUUCACAAUAACUAGAAUUUUUAUAUCUUUCCUAACGUUGGAGAAUCCACACCUGUCUGUAUCACUGGAAAAAUAGUGAUGAAACACACAAGAAAUAUGUUUGUCAAAGAGAACUUGAGUAAUGUCAACUAGUGUGCUUGUACAGGUAGCGUUACUUUUUAUUUGAGGUUGGAUUUAUUAGCAUUCCAGACUUGUUUCAACUAUUAUCAACACAUACAUCAGAAAUUAUCAAAAAUAAAUUAUUAUGAAGUUAUGAUAUGGUUAAUUCUAAUAGUAGAUAGAAUUAUACUAUAAUUCACCAUCAUUAAUAUGCCUUGAAAGUAUUCAAUUUUCCUUUAUAAUGCAUUAUAACUACAAGUUAAUAAAAAGUAAGUAAAAGAAA